AUGAGUGGCUGGCCAUCCGCUCUCAUACGCUUCGCUUGUCACAUUCCUCUGGGAAUUGUCGGCUUCGGUAAUCUUUCCACAUGGAAGACACUGCAAAAAUUCCCUGUGCUUCACCAUGCUCCCUACAAUUCCAAUCUUAUGCCUGCAUGGCAGCUCGCCGCCGGCAUGGGCAUCUUUGGUUUUGCCUGGAACUUUGCCAUUUGGCUUCCAACAUUUGCUGCUGUUGGUCCCUUUUUGUAUAUACUGGGAAUUAUCGAUUUAGUCAUUGCUGUUUCGCUGGCAGUCGCAGCUGGUCUUCAGGGGCAAAGCAUCCCUCACGCUCAAUCGGCUUGCUCCGACUUCAUUAUGGCAAAUCCUCCCAAUUCGACGGCACCUAGUUUGUUUGUUGUGAUUUCAGACAAGAAUGCCACUUUGACAAACUGGCGCUCGGAGUGCAGUUCCACAGUCAGGGUUUGGCAAUUUGAAGUCGCAGUCAGCGUUCUUUACAUGCUUUCUGCCCUAUUCAACAUCAUAUUGGGCUCCUGUGGUAUUUCCCAUGAUCGAAGGGGCCGCUCUUCCAAGACAACCAAGCCCAGAAAGAGGGCCGGUUUGCUGAAGAAUAUCUGUUACUACCUCUUGUGCUGGCCGCCUAUCUUUGUCUUGUGGAAAGCACCUGCCUGGUCUAUUCUGCGAGGCCGCUACGCCAAACGUUUCAUGUUCAAAUUUUGGAGAGGCCACCGAGGUCAGGACGACGAUCUAGAAUUCGACGUAUUUGACGAGAAGAAAAGGCCACAGUCAAAAUCAGUGCAAGCCUUGGCUCACUUACUCCAACAUGGCAAUGUCCGGAUUGCGAUAUCGUCGAAUCUACACUACAUUGACAUUAUGCAUUUGAAUCUAACGUGCAAGGAAAUUCAUCAAUCUCUCAUUCCUGCAGGCCGAUCAUCUGAUAUUUAUCAACAACUACGAAUAUGGAGUUGUGAAUCGGGGUCCAAAACUCAAUGCUGGAUCUGUGUGUCACAAGUUUGCAAGAGUUGUCAGAUCCCACAUGUCAACAUCUCUAGCUUAGCAUUGGCUCACACAAAGCGGUGUAUCUCGCGUUGUUCGAAGUGCUAUUAUGACGAAAGGUUGAAAAAUCCCACCCCUUAUCAUCGAAGAACUCCCUGUCACUGUUACAGCAAUGGACGACGACGCACUAGUUACAUCGACAAAGAGAUAUUCCAGGAAGGCACCAACAAAGGAACGAUACAGCAGAUUUGUCGUGCUUGCAAUGCCUUGACGCCAGCCCAGCUCAAGGCCAAGCGCGAGAAGAAGGCCGAAGAGGAACUGAUGUUUUUGUCGCGACAGGCCCAGUCAUGUGGCAAAUGUUCUGCGAGGCUGGAACAUGGCCCUCGUUGGUGGUUAUGCUCUCAUUGUGAACGAGAAUGCAAAUACCACAAGCAUUUGCAGUGGGCGAAGAAGAAAGAUCUUCAGUAA
Messenger RNA from Exophiala mesophila, 1452 nucleotides. RefSeq lists its product as uncharacterized. NCBI's taxonomy places the organism in Eukaryota, Fungi, Ascomycota, Eurotiomycetes, Chaetothyriales, Herpotrichiellaceae. The record is from RefSeq and is a predicted model, not a curated record. The transcript has 4 exons. Bases 1 to 1452 code for a protein of 483 amino acids.